AUGGAGUUAGAAGAAAUUCUGUCUAAAGAAAGAAAUAAAUUAAUGUGGAUAAAGGAUAAUUUAGCUUCAGCACAAAAGGCAUUAUUAGAGAAAGAUUCCCUUCUUCAAGAAGCUAAUGCUCAUUUAGCAGAGCAGAUUUUGAAAGUAUCCAGUGAGUCGAAGUAUAAUGAAGUGAUUGGAGGUGAUAGUGGACUAGAGAAAGACAUCCGGCAAUGA
Messenger RNA from Dentiscutata heterogama, 216 nucleotides. Lineage: Eukaryota; Fungi; Glomeromycota; Glomeromycetes; Diversisporales; Gigasporaceae. The record is from the annotation of a GenBank genome assembly.